This is a messenger RNA of Diaporthe amygdali, 2157 nucleotides long. RefSeq names its product dipeptidyl-peptidase V. Gene Ontology annotation, biological process: proteolysis. NCBI's taxonomy places the organism in Eukaryota, Fungi, Ascomycota, Sordariomycetes, Diaporthales, Diaporthaceae. The record is from RefSeq and is a predicted model, not a curated record. The transcript has 5 exons. The coding region runs from base 1 to 2157 and encodes 718 amino acids. Gene Ontology annotation, molecular function: serine-type endopeptidase activity.
AUGGCACUGAGGACAGCACUUUGGGCCUCGAGCCUGCUCCUCAGCACCGCUCAGGCCAUCACCACUGAGGGAAUGCUUGCUGCUCCGCGACGAAGCACUGCAAAUGUCAACCCCAGCGGAACAAUUGCUCUUUUCUCGUCCACAACCUACGACUGGACAGCUCAUGAGGCUUCCACGACAUGGCAGCUAUUGGACAUUGCCAGCGGUAACAUCACGGAAGCGCCAUUCGACUCCAGUGUGUCCGAGGUUGUGUGGAUAGGCCCGACAAACACCAGUAUUUUGUACCUGAACGGCACAAAUGAUGAUGUCCCCGGCGGCGUUACGCUCUAUACUGCUGACAUUGCUGCGGACGUGUUUUCGCCAACUCUCGUUGCCUUCCUGGAUGCUCCUUUCUCAGGCCUCAAAGCUGUGCAAACUGAAUCUGGUUCAAUUAACUUUGUGGUCAACUCCCUUGCCUACUGGAAUAACGGGUCAGCGUAUAAUCCAGAACUCGCGAGCACCCCAUUGAGCACCGGUCAACUUUAUGACGCGAAUUUCGUACGCCACUGGGACACCUACAUUGCCGCUGAGCGAUAUGCAAUCUUCAGCGGUGUGCUUGCCGGUAAAGACGGCAACUUCUCUUUCAACGGGGAGGUAAAGAAUCUGCUCUCAGGUCUCAAUGCCACUGUUACGCGUCCUGAGACACCGGUGCAGCCCUUCGGCGACCAGGGCGAUUAUGAUAUCAGCCCCGACGGCAGCACCGUGGCCUUCCUGACUAAGGCACCGGAGUUGUCCAAGGCAAACUACACUGCGAGCUAUAUUUAUCUCGUCCCUCACGACGGUUCCGAGGCUCCAGUCGCAGUAAACGGACCUGGCUCUACUGCGCCUGAGGCUGCUAAGGGUGCUUCUGGGGCCCCAAAAUGGUCUCCCGAUGGCACCAAGCUCGCAUACGGACAGCAAAAUGGUAUUUCAUACGAGUCUGAUCGUACUCAGCUCUAUGUUGCCAGCAUCAACGGCCUCGAGUCUGAGGUCACUCCGGUCGCCGAGGACUGGGACUCGAGCGCAUCUGGAAUCCAGUGGAGUCCCGAUAGUGCAGAUCUGUGGGUCUCCUCGGAGCUGUAUGCUUCGGUCCGUGUAUUCGUUAUCCCUCAUGACGCAGAGGCGUCCUUCAAACCCGUUAAUAUCACUGGGCCGGACACCUCGCUUUCUGACUUUGCGGUCCUGCCUGAUGGCUCCGCGCUCGUCUCCGCGGCCUCGAGUUGGACAAGCCGGAUUUUCUACACGCAAGCCCCCGGUGGGGACAAGAACAUUCUUUUCACCGCUAACGAAGUCGAUCCUGAACUCGAAGGUCUGAAGCCCGACUCUGUCUCAAACUUCUGGUACGAGGGCGGAGAUGGCGACCAGAUCCAGACCUUUGUCUUCUACCCAACGGAUUUCGACCCGAGCAAGAAGUACCCUCUCGCUUUCAUCGUGCACGGUGGCCCUCAGUCGACUCAAGCCGACCAAUGGAGCACGAGGUGGAACCUGCGGCUUUGGGCAGACCAAGGUUUUGUCGUGACCAGCCCCCAAUUCACCGGCACACCUAGUUACGGCCAGGCUUUCACGGACAAAAUCCAGAACAACUGGGGCGGGACACCGUACCGUGAUCUCGUGAAGCUCUUUAAGUAUCUCGAGGCCAACGUGUCGUACAUUGACACAGACAACGCCAUCGCCGCUGGUGCCUCAUACGGAGGCUACAUGACAAAUUGGAUCCAAGGUCAAGAUCUCGGUCGCAAAUUUAAGGCCAUCGUCACGCACGAUGGCAAGCUGGAUCAGGUCGGAUCCUAUGGCACCGAGGAGCUGUGGUUCAUUCAGCAGGACCAGAACGGGACGAUUUGGGACAACCGCGACAACUACGAGCGGUGGGAUCCGUUGUACCACGCCAAGAACUUCAGCACGCCUCAGUUUGUUGUCCACAGCGACUUCGACUUCCGGCUGCCCAUCUCCGAGGGAAUCAUGCUCUUCAACAUUCUACAGAGCCUUGGUGUGCCCUCACGGUUUCUUCAUUUCCCUGACGAGAGUCACUGGGUCUUGAACCGUGAGAACAGCCUGGUCUGGCACAAUAGUAUCUUCAACUGGAUCAGGUACUGGACUGGCCAGGACGAGGAGUUGAUUCAGGAUAUUGUUAUUCAUCAGUAG